ACCGGAGCUAGGUCUUGGAGCAUUGUGUAACGCAACAUCACGGAAUAAAUUCCCGGAAACACUGACCACAGAUUCCGCUCGGUGUCUUCACGUCGCGACGCGUGCUGUUAGUAGGAAACGGCGUCAAUCGCGCUAUAAUUUAACCAAAUUAACUAGCGAACAAUGCAAUAGGUGCUGCCUAGAGACACGGAUAGAGAUCCAGACAGAUAACCAGAGGGAAAAGUGAGCCCACAGAGCUACAGAUCACACAAGGUUUGGUUGGAUUCGUGUAAAAAAAAAAAAAACAGAAAAUGUCCAAACCUAAUUAUACUGGCAUUUACCACAUGGUUUCCCAGGAAAAUUUUGAAGAAUAUCUCGCGGCUUUGGAUGUUAAUUAUGCAUUAAGGAAAGUCGUCUGCAUUCUGAAACCCAGCAAACAUAUUGAACACGAUGUGAACACUGGAAAAAUGAAGAUUAAGACAGUCACCACCUUUAAGAACUUUGACAUGGACUUCACUUUGGGACAGGAGUUCACUGAGGACCUGGGACCAGUCGAUGGGCGAAAGUGCCAGACCACAGUGAAUUGGGACGGUGAUAAAUUGAUCUGCGUGCAGCGAGGAGAGAAAGAGGGCAGAGGCUGGACACACUGGCUAGAAGGAAACCUCCUCCAUUUGGAGAUGAAGGUUCAGGAUGUCACUGCCAAGCAAGUCUUUAAGAAGGCUGAGUGAGGAUUGAGAGAAGAGAGAGAGAAAUAGAGGGGCCAUUUGUUGGGGUUUUUGAGCUCAGAUUGUUCUUAGAGCUCAGGGUUCAGAAAGAGGCCAUAUUGCAACAGUGAUUUGUCCCUGAGCUGCAACAAAUAGUGUUUAAAUGGAGACUACAAAUGAAGAAAUUGGUUCAAAGUUUAAAUGCAAAGGUUAAAUGAGAUCACGACAAUAGAGCCCUGUUGCCCUCUGUGAACAUUCAUGAAUGGUACUGUAAAAUAUGGAUCAGGCUAGAUUCAUGGCACCCUAAUAUUGUAUUAUGCAGAUAUGUUUACAGUAAGCAGAAGUAAUGAUUAAAUCAGUCAGUGGUUUAGCUAGUCAAGUGCAACUUGAAUUCUUGAUUCCUAAAUUCUAUUUAAUGUCUAGUGUCCUGCUAUUGGAUUGGCAAAUAAUGGAUUUGAUAAAUCUGUGUGAUAGCAUUUUGAUUAAAUGCAGUAGUCAAACAUUGUCUAAAAGUGUUGAAAUACCUGUGGUCUGAAAUAUGUAGAUUUGUCCACUCUAAAAUAUAACCAUUUAUAUUAC
Molecule: messenger RNA, 1262 nt
Organism: Sinocyclocheilus anshuiensis
Lineage: Eukaryota; Metazoa; Chordata; Actinopteri; Cypriniformes; Cyprinidae
Product: retinol-binding protein 1-like
Exons: 5
Coding region: 291-707 (138 amino acids)
Molecular function (GO): lipid binding
Source: RefSeq, a predicted model, not a curated record